AUGCUAACUUAUGUUUUGGAUCAGAAUGACACCGAGACGCAGACGUGGCCCACAAGUGGAGAACAAUGUUUAGGAACGGUCCGAGGGAAGUGUUGGGAAUCAACCCCCGUCUCCACCACCACCCCACCUCAACCUCAAGAGAAAGAAUACAUUAAGGCCUUUCGAAAGGAAAACCCUCCAAAGUUUGACGAACUGGGAGAGCCCCCGAAGGUAGAAGCUUGGAUACGCGACCUCGAGCGUAUUUUUUAUUUCAUGAGAUGCACCGAUAGGGAACGCCUGGCUUGCGUGACUUAUCAACUGACUGGGCCUGCUGAUUUUUGGUGGGAAACUAAACGAAGAACUAUGAACCCUGCUCGCCAUGAGGCGCUAACAUGGGAAGAAUUCAAGGAAGAGGUGUACGACAAGUACAUUCCCAUAAGCUAUAGAUGGGCGAAGAUAGUGGAGUUCCACACCCUAAAACAGGGAAACAUGACGGUGACGGAAUACGACCGUGCUCUUUGUGAGAUGACCCGUUACGCGCCAGAAUUGGUGGACACAGAUGAGAAGAUGGCCGCAAAAUUUUGUUCUGGCCUUAGACUCGAGAUAAGAGUAGCCGUGGCUAGCCAUAGAGGAAUUCCUUAUUCCGAGAUUUUGAGUUGCACCUUAGAUGUGGAAGAGGCACUGCCCAAGAACGAGAGGGUAGCAAAUCCUACACCAACCACGCCACAACCAAACUAUCGAGAUAAGGGGAAGUGGGAAGGUAACCGAGUCCCUUAUGACAACAAGCGACACCAUUCCACUUUCCGCCAUUCGCAGGACUAUGGCCAUCAAGUCGUGCCACAAUAG
Salvia splendens (bonfire salvia) is the source of this 825-nucleotide messenger RNA. RefSeq lists its product as uncharacterized. Bases 1 to 825 code for a protein of 274 amino acids. The transcript has a single exon. The record is from RefSeq and is a predicted model, not a curated record. NCBI's taxonomy places the organism in Eukaryota, Viridiplantae, Streptophyta, Magnoliopsida, Lamiales, Lamiaceae.